Messenger RNA from Populus euphratica (Euphrates poplar), 1332 nucleotides. Its product is annotated as probable pyridoxal biosynthesis protein PDX1.2. Gene Ontology annotation, biological process: pyridoxal 5'-phosphate biosynthetic process; amino acid metabolic process; pyridoxine biosynthetic process. Gene Ontology annotation, molecular function: amine-lyase activity. Bases 224 to 1141 code for a protein of 305 amino acids. Lineage: Eukaryota; Viridiplantae; Streptophyta; Magnoliopsida; Malpighiales; Salicaceae. The record is from RefSeq and is a predicted model, not a curated record. The transcript has a single exon.
UGAAAUCGGAAAAAACAAAGAAGAGAGAGAGAAUGGAAUCGAACUUUCCACACUUUCAAUUUUCCACCGACUAAUCCGACCAGGAAACCCAAAUAUUGAAGCUUCUAGAGCAUUUCCUCUUCCUAUAUCAGGACCAUCAUAACUAUCUUUGAACUAAUCCAACAUUUGUUUCCUCAAUCGCUUGUAAUUUUCUUCUCUCAGGCUAUUUCUCAAACAAUUAGCGAUGGCUGACGAUGGAGCUGUGACUCUCUACAAUAACAGCGCCAUUACAGAUGCCAAGAAGAACCCUUUUUCCAUCAAGGCUGGUUUAGCUCAAAUGCUUCGUGGCGGGGCCAUUCUCGAGGUCUCCAGCGUACAGCAAGCAAAGAUUGCAGAAGAAGCUGGUGCUUGUUCUAUCAUGGUUUCAGAGCCAGGGCUACACCAAGGAAUUCGGCGAAUGCCUGACCCAUCUCUUAUCAAGGAGAUAAAACGGGCGGUUUCGAUUCCUCUAAUGGCUCGUGCUCGUGUUGGUCAUUUUGUUGAGGCGCAGAUACUGGAAGCUAUUGGAGUUGAUUAUAUCGAUGAGAGUGAGUUGCUUGCCCUAGCAGAUGAGGAUAAUUUUACUAACAAGCAUAACUUUAGGUGCCCAUUUAUUUGUGGGUGUCGAAAUCUGGGUGAAGCGUUAAGGAGAGUGAGAGAAGGCGCGGCGAUGAUAAGGACACAAGGGGAGAUAUUAGGCCAAGGUAAUGUUGCUGAGACAGUGAAGAAUGUGAGAAAUGUUAUGAAGGAGGUGAGGGUUUUGAACAAUAUGGAUGAGGACGAGGUUUUUGCGUUUGCGAAAAAGAUUGCUGCGCCUUAUGAUCUUGUAGCGCAGAUUAAGCAGAUGGGAAGGUUGCCUGUUGUGCAGUUUGCUGCAGGAGGUAUUGUGACGCCUGCUGAUGCUGCACUAAUGAUGCAAUUGGGAUGUGAUGGGAUUUUUGUGGGAAGCGAGGUUUUUGAUUCUGCUGAUCCGUACAAGAGAGUGAGGGGCAUAGUGCAGGCCGUUAGGCAUUAUAAUGAUCCUCAUGUUUUGGUUGAGAGCAGCUGUGGAUUGGAGGAUUCAAUGGCAGAACUUAAUCUUAGCGAGGACAGGAUUGAACAGUUUGGUCGUGGUGGAGAGUAGCGGAUCCACUUGCUAGUGUGUAUCUUGCUUUUAUGCUUUGAGGUCCUUUUUUUCAAGGUUAUGGCUGAGGCAUAGUUAAUGUUUCUUGUUCUAUUUGUUUUGUCAUUAAAUCAGUAUGUUGGAUGUUGCAUCUCUGUGUGUGAAAAUACAAAUUUGAAUUAGAAUAAGCUGGUUCAUCAGCAUACUUAUCC